GGUUAUGUGGGCUCUGCUGGACCUUUCUGUGGUAGGGUCCAAUCUUUUCAUUUCAGUUUCACUUACAUUUGCAGCAGUUAUCUUCUUCUUUACUUUCUAUUCAUUCUCUGAAGAAAAAGAGGAGAGAUCAGCACUGAGAAUGUCGCAAACGGUGGUAAGACAUGAGCAUUCUGACACAAUGGGGAUUGGCAAAGCCAUUGCUGUAUUGACAUCUGGAGGAGAUGCCCAGGGCAUGAAUGCAGCUGUCCGGGCAGUCGUCCGAGUGGGGAUCUACACUGGUGCCAAGGUCUUCUUUGUUCAUGAGGGCUACCAAGGGCUUGUGGAUGGUGGCGACAAUAUUAAGGAGGCGACAUGGGAGAGCGUGUCUAUGAUGCUGCAACUGGGUGGCACAGUGAUUGGAAGUGCCCGGUGCCAGGACUUCCGCACACGUGAAGGACGCCUCAAAGCCGCUUGCAACCUGGUCAAGAGAGGAAUAACAAAUUUGUGUGUUAUUGGGGGCGACGGCAGUCUGACUGGAGCAGACACUUUCCGAGCAGAGUGGAGCAGUUUGCUGCAGGAGCUGGUUAAGACAGGUGGCAUCACGGCAGAGGAAGCGAAGAAGUCCAGUUAUCUGAACAUUGUUGGCAUGGUUGGCUCAAUUGAUAAUGACUUCUGUGGUACUGACAUGACCAUCGGCACAGACUCCGCUCUUCACAGGAUAAUGGAGAUAGUGGAUGCUAUCACCACCACUGCCCAAAGCCACCAAAGGACAUUUGUGCUGGAGGUGAUGGGUCGUCACUGUGGUUACCUGGCCCUUGUAACAGCCCUGGCGAGUGGUGCUGACUGGGUGUUCAUUCCAGAAUCGCCACCAGAAGAAGGCUGGGAGGAUCACUUAUGCAGGAGGCUAACUGAGACAAGAACCCGAGGCUCAAGGCUGAACAUCAUCAUUGUGGCUGAAGGAGCGAUCGACAGGCAUGGCAAGGCCAUCACCUCAGAUGACAUUAAAGAUCUGGUUGUGAAACGCCUUGGAUAUGACACAAGAGUCACCAUCCUCGGGCAUGUGCAGCGUGGCGGGACCCCCUCUGCCUUUGAUCGUAUUUUGGGAAGCAGGAUGGGCGUGGAAGCAGUCAUGGCCUUGCUGGAGGGAACGCCAGACACCCCGGCGUGCGUCGUCAGUCUGUCCGGUAACCAAGCCAUCCGUCUCCCUCUCAUGGAAUGCGUCCAGGUGACGAAAGACGUCACAACAGCAAUGAAUGAGAAACGGUUCGAUGAAGCUCUUAAACUUAGAGGAAGGAGCUUCCAGAACAACUGGAAUGUGUACAAGAUUUUGGCCCACAUCCGUCCCCCCUCUGCAAAGAGCGGCUACACUUUGGCAGUGAUGAAUGUGGGCGCACCAGCAGCGGGCAUGAAUGCUGCUGUGAGGUCAGCCGUCAGGAUUGGCUUGAUCCAUGGCCACAGGAUGCUGGCUGUGCAUGAUGGCUUUGAAGGGCUGGCGGAAGGGAAGAUUGAGGAAAUCGGUUGGGGAGGAGUUGGUGGCUGGACUGGAAGAGGUGGAUCGAGCCUUGGAACCAAAAGGACUCUUCCCAAGAAAUACUUUGAAGAAAUCAGCAACAACAUUUCUGCUUUUAACAUUCAUGGGCUCAUCAUCAUUGGUGGCUUUGAGGCCUUUACGGGCAGCCUGGAACUCAUUGAAGGCCGAUGCAAGUUUGAGGAGCUCUGCAUCCCGCUCUGUGUGAUCCCCGCCACUGUCUCCAACAACGUUCCUGGCUCCGACUUCAGCAUCGGUGCAGACACUGCCCUGAACACCAUCACAUCGACUUGCGACAGGAUCAAACAGUCUGCAGCCGGCACCAAGAGGCGCGUGUUCAUCAUUGAGACUAUGGGAGGGUACUGUGGCUACCUGGCUACCAUGGCAGGUUUGGCUGCCGGAGCAGAUGCGGCCUAUAUUUACGAAGAUCCUUUCACUAUCCAUGACUUGGAGAUGAAUGUGGAACACCUGACUGAGAAAAUGAAGACCACAGUGAAGAGAGGGCUAAUACUGAGGAAUGAGAAAUGCAAUGAAAACUAUACCACUGAAUUCAUAUACAACUUGUAUUCUGAAGAAGGAAAAGGCAUUUUUGACACCAGAAAGAAUGUUUUGGGACAUAUGCAGCAGGGCGGCUCGCCAACUCCCUUUGAUCGAAAUUUUGGAACAAAAAUGGGUGCCAAAGCAGUGGCGUGGAUGUCUGGCAAGGUCAAAGAGUGUUCCAGGCAUGGUCGUAUAUUUGCCAACACUCCUGAUUCAGCUUGCCUUCUGGGCAUGCGCAGACGGGCCCUUGUGUUCCAGCCACUUGCGGAACUUAAAGAGCAGACAGAUUUUGAGCACCGCAUUCCCAGGUGUCAGUGGUGGCUGAAGCUUCGUCCCAUCCUGAAGGUCCUUGCCAAGUACAAGAUUGAUCUGGAUACAUCAGAGACGGCGCACUUAGAGCAUAUCACUCGCAAGAGAGUAUCUGGCGAAGGGGCUUUGUGAACAGCUUAGGAAACUAGCUCCAGCUCUCCCUUGAAUCAUGAAACUCAAGACCAUUAAAAUAAAUCCAUUAAAAUAAAUCUUCAAAUUCCUUCAA
Messenger RNA from Varanus komodoensis (Komodo dragon), 2582 nucleotides. RefSeq names its product ATP-dependent 6-phosphofructokinase, muscle type. Gene Ontology annotation, biological process: fructose 1,6-bisphosphate metabolic process; canonical glycolysis; fructose 6-phosphate metabolic process. Gene Ontology annotation, molecular function: fructose-6-phosphate binding; 6-phosphofructokinase activity; ATP binding. Bases 5 to 2488 code for a protein of 827 amino acids. NCBI's taxonomy places the organism in Eukaryota, Metazoa, Chordata, Lepidosauria, Squamata, Varanidae. The record is from RefSeq and is a predicted model, not a curated record. Gene Ontology annotation, cellular component: membrane; cytoplasm; 6-phosphofructokinase complex. The transcript has 23 exons.